Molecule: messenger RNA, 951 nt
Organism: Pichia kudriavzevii
Lineage: Eukaryota; Fungi; Ascomycota; Pichiomycetes; Pichiales; Pichiaceae
Exons: 1
Coding region: 1-951 (316 amino acids)
Source: RefSeq, a predicted model, not a curated record
AUGGAUGUUACUCAUACUAUAUCGCUUGAACGAGUGCAGUCCAUAAAUCGUUGGAUUGAUGAUGUUAAUUGGUACGCACAUGGCUUACGGCUUGGAGAUAUUGAAGAAAUAGUUUUCCGUCUGCAAAAUAUCAAAAUGGAUGUUCUGGAAUACAACGGGAAGGAAAAUAACCGUCCAAAUAGUAAAAAACUAGAGGAUUUGAACGACAUAAUCCCCGAUAUAUUUAGCACGAGCAGUUGCGAUGAAAUGGUAGGUGGUGGUGUUAAUCUAUAUCAAUCCGAUCAAGUGGAAAGCCACAACGUUUUUAAGAGUACAAAGGAGAACUCCUCUUUGAAUGCAUCAUCUUCCAUUUGUCAAUUUUGGAGAUUUGAUGACCCUGCUAUUGAAAACCGACUACACCCACAAAGAUUUAACCACCAUAAACUCACAGAGGAUAUCACAAACAUGGAUUAUGAUUUUACAGUAAAGCAAGGUUGUCCAUCGGUUACCUUCGAUAAAGAGUAUGGUAAUUUGACAUUGAUGCAAAACAAGAAUCUGAGAGAAAUUGCAUAUCAUCCUAAAUAUGAACGUAAAACAAAAUUACAAGUUUCACACUCUGAAUAUUUAUGUCGUAUGUGUUCUUCAAAAAGAUGGGUAUCUACUAAGCAUUUUGCAGAGCAUAUGGCUCUCUCUCAUGGGAUUGUUGAUGUAAAAGAAGUAGGAAUCGUUGCUAUGCCUCUUCCUGCUGCUCUUUACAGGCAAACUUUGGGGAGGUUAAAGUUUUUUUACUGUAAAUGCCCCAAAUGUAUACAAUGGAUACGUCUAGGGAAAACUGCAGAAAUAUCAAACCUCAGUGACGAGGUCAUUGAAUUGGAUUAUCUUAAUGACAGGCCAUCUGUAGGAUUCUAUACAAACUACUUCUAUCAUUUCAUGGGGUGCUCCCUUGAAAAUAUUGAGCAUACUCGCUCAUGA